UUUGAUGUUAGGGGUGUGAGCUUCCGGUAGGGUUGAUUCCUAUGGUCUGAAAAAGACCGACUGAGAGUAGAGAAAUCCAGCAUCAUCGGUCAUGGAUGCUCAGGGACGGAAAGUUGUGGUUUGCGAUAAUGGCACCGGUUUUGUCAAGUGUGGAUUUGCAGGAGCCAAUUUCCCUGCUCAUAUCUUCCCAUCUUUGGUGGGAAGGCCCAUCAUCAGAUCUGCAGAGAAACAUGACAACAUUGAAAUCAAGGACUUGAUGGUAGGGGAUGAAGCCAGUCAGCUGCGUGCUAUGUUGGAGGUGAACUACCCUAUGGAAAAUGGUAUGGUGCGGAACUGGGAGGAUAUGGAACAUCUGUACAACUACACCUUUGGUCCAGAGAAACUCGACCUGGAUGCACGAAAUUCUAAGAUUCUGCUUACAGAACCACCCAUGAAUCCAACCAAAAACAGAGAAAAGAUGAUUGAGUACAUGUUUGAGAAGUAUGAGUUUGCAGGUGUCUACAUAGCUAUCCAGGCUGUAUUGACUCUGUACGCACAAGGUUUAUUAACAGGAGUAGUGGUAGAUUCUGGAGACGGUGUGACCCACAUUUGCCCAGUAUACGAAGGAUUUGCUCUACCUCAUCUAACAAAGAGACUGGACAUUGCUGGUCGUGAUAUAACUAAAUACCUUAUUAAGCUUUUACUUCUACGAGGGUAUGCAUUUAACCACACGGCCGACUUUGAGACUGUGCGUAUGAUGAAGGAGAAGUUGUGCUACGUAGGAUACGACAUUGAACAGGAACAGAAGCUGGCACUGGAGACAACAGUAUUAGUAGAAACUUACACUCUUCCUGAUGGGAGAGUGAUAAAAGUGGGCGGGGAAAGGUUUGAAGCCCCAGAGGCCCUGUUCCAGCCCCAUCUCAUCAAUGUGGAUGGAGUUGGUGUGGCUGAGCUCCUAUUCAAUACAAUCCAGUCUGCUGACAUGGACACAAGACCCGACUUCUACCGUCACAUUGUCCUUUCGGGUGGCUCCACCAUGUACCCAGGCCUCCCCAGCCGACUAGAGAGGGAGCUUAAACAGCUCUAUCUGGAGAGAGUGCUGAAGGGAGACACUUCGAGACUCUCUUCCAAGAAAUUUAAGAUUCGGAUAGAAGACCCUCCCCGGAGGAAGCACAUGGUAUUCUUAGGUGGUGCUGUGUUAGCAGACAUUAUGAAGGAUAAGGACAGUUUCUGGAUGACACGAGAAGAAUACCUGGAGAAAGGUGUGAGAUGUUUAGACAAACUAUUGACACCUGUCACAUAACUCUCUUGACAGACGAUCAUUUAACUAGUGCCACAACAGAUCACCAUUCCAAUCAACUGUUGACAGGAUCUGGCCGGAAUGCAUGUGUUCAACUUCUUAGCAUGUAUGUAAUUUUCUCUUCAAGUAUCAUCUUUACUCUGAAUUCAUAUACCCGAGGAGUGCUGCAGUUUGGAAAACUGAAGUUAACCCAUGUGGCUGGAGUACUUCUGUUGGAGAAAUUAUGCAAUCAUCUUUGAAAAAAUGUUAAAUGUAUAGAUGAUUUAAUAAGUUUAUAUGAGAUAAUGGAAUUAUUUAUUUUCAGCAGUUAUUACAAAAUAUUUUAUCAUGACUUUGGCGCUAUGUUUACCCAGCUAUUUAAUUGGCCAGCGAGAACUAGUAAUACAUCGGUAUAUAUAAUGAACUAGAUAUUUAUUCCAGCAAAGUCCUUACUUUAUUUCUCAUCACAGUUUAACCUAACUGUUAUUUAUUCAAUGUUUAAGACAACUUUGACCACAGUUUCUGACCUGCUAAUAUUGUUCUACAUUUCUUGCAGCAAUGCAUGUAUUCACUCAAUGUUCCAGCCUCUCAUUGUUCAUUGUAACAUUAUCAAACUUGUGAUAUUAAUUUCCAGUUGGAAAGAAUGUGAGUACACAUGCAUGCGAUUGAUUUCUGAGACCACAUACAGCUGUUUUGAUUUACAAGCUGACGUAGGACAUGUGUGCCACAACUUUUACUUUGGCCUAUGUUGUAAAAAUCCUGGUAAAAUGAAAACGGUGGGGAAAAUUUGAAUUUAUUUAGUAGUUGAACUUAGAAUACCUCCCAUUGAAAAUUAUCAUAAGUGAAAUGUAAAAGUAUAUCGACAUUAUUGCAUCAAUGCAAUCUUGAUGUAAAUUCCCAAUAUGAUGCCACAAUCAAGGCCGAAUAUUUGAAGGUCACAUGUUCUAAAGUACUGAUAUUGUGACAUAUUAUCGAGUGAUCUGUAGAAAAGCAUCUGAUAAAAAUCAGGAUAACGGGGAUUAUAUCCAGGCUUUGUACAACCGGCUCAGUGUGAGAAUGAAUGCUAAUGUUUCCUCAUUUCCUCUCAGCUUUGUGCAGUUUCACAGGUUUAUGAUUACUACAAACAUAUUACUACAUCAGUACUUUAAUGUGUUCUCAAGUUAGGAAGAACCAUCUUCACAAUUAUUGUCUCAAUUUUAGAGAAUUUUUAUUCUAUAACCAAAAUGAAAGGAGUAAACAUAACUUAUUUGAAUUGUUAUGUUUUGUAGUAAUCAUGAAUUUGUGCUAUCCAUUUUUUGUUUUGCUUCUUCAGUUAACUUUUCUGUUUUAUUUUGGUGCAACUCUUUGGUGCUUCCAGUGGCUUACUUUAAGGAUUUUGAUAUUUGAAACAUCUGCUGUGUGCUUGCCAUCAAAAUACACAAACCAAUCUAGAUCUUGUGUAUUUGUGUAGAGUUGAAUGAGUAAGACGGUACCUUCACAUGUUGUGGUCCAACAGUUAGCGAAUACCUAGUGCCUUUAUGUGAGGGGGAAAUUACUGAGCAUUCUCUCCAGUGUACAAGGAUUGUACUUAAACCCUGUGCUGCUGCUAAGGAUGAGGAUAAUACCAGUUUUAUAUCUAGUAUAGAACAGUAUAUUUAUGACUGAAGCAUUCCUCAUACUAUUUCUGUCUUUAAUAACAUUUAAUCUUGUUCUGUUGAUCCGUUGUCUAUUUAUACAAAAGAUUUUUAUUGCAUAUUUUUUUCAUAAAAUAGUUUGAAUUGUUAAUAUUAUUGAAUGUUUUCAAUAACUGUGUCCUACGUGUCUAUUAGCGCUACACAUGUAUCCGUUUAGAACAACUGUUUGAGCAUACUUUCUAACUGUAUCAAUUUUUUCUGCAUAUUUUUACUACUGUAUGUAGCGAUGUUAAUAUUGUCUGGUUUAUUUUUCAGCUAGAGUAGAAACUUCCUCGUUUUGGUCAGAAAAUAACAUGCUACCACAGUAUCACAUUUCACCAUGUUACUGUUAACAUUGACUAAUCAAUAGAUAAGGCCCCCUUUCGCGUAUUCGGUUCAACCGGUUCGUUCGAUUUUAAAUGAAACAUUUUCAGGUAUGAAUACUGGCGGACCUGCAAUUGUUUGUGCAGGCCUUGCAAGGCUUUGUCAAGGCUCGCCUGAAAUCAGCAUUAGAUUAAUUACUAGGUCUGACCUUAUUUCAUAAAUGGUUCAGCGGUUUGGAUCAUGAUGAACAAAGUGGCCAAGGUCUUGUGCAUAGUAUUUAAUGGAAUACUUGAAAAAAGGCAUACAUAUACUUUAAUAAGAUCUGGGGAUGUAGUCCAUGCAAAACCCUACUGACUAGUUACCAAUCCGUGCUGUGGAUUUCAAAUUAUUUCUAGAUUACAGUAGUCGUCUCAUACAAACACAGAGUUAUUGCUAGGAUACCACUGUAAGGCUUGUCUUGUAGAAACACUCUCUAAGCAAUUACUCAAUGAAUUAUGAAAAUAAUUUCAAGUCAUUCACCGUUAAACUACCCAGUCAGUCAAGACAACUCGAAACACUUAAGUUGUUCAAAUUUUUGUCAUAUUUUUUUUCUCAGUUAACUUCUAGUUAUACUAGCAAAAAUAGUUCACAAACGUUUUCGUUUUUGCUAGUCAAAGAUGAACGAUUUUUAUUUAAAAUCUGAUUUAAGAAAUUUUAUUUUCCUGAGGCAACUUGGCAUGAAAGUAAUGAAUUAUGGGCUUGUAAUUUUUUUUCUGUAUUAUACACUGAUUUAACAUUAAAAUAGAGGCAAGUGACAGCAGGAAGAUGUAAGAGGUAAUACAUCCCAAAGCGACCACUUUUCGUGCAAUGAUACCAUCGCCAGUUUCUUCACCCACUUACACAACAUUUAAGUCGUAUGUUUUUGUUUAUGUGUGAUUAUUUUAUUAGAAUGCAAUUUCAAAAAUUCAUGGAUAACGUAUGGAUGAAUGUAUGUAGGUUCAUCUCUGUGAUAUAUAAAUAAUAUGAAGGCCAUACAUAUAUAUAUAUAUAGUAUGCCAGGAUUUUUUGUUUCCUAUUUUAAAAGAGAAUGUCGAGUGAAUGAAGUAUAUUGUACAACGGUGUAUAUAUAGUUUUGUAUCGUUAUGAACAAAAUAUAGUGUAUGAUAACCAUAAAUAAUGGCUCACUGUAUAAACCAAUGACAUGGGACGACCAUCAGGUGUUGUAUAUAAUUUUGUACAUGUAUUGAAAAACCUUGAUGGACUUGUCUUAAGUUGUUAAAAAAAACUUUGAUGAAAGAUUUCAUCAAAAUUAAAAAUGCUUUUAUUAAUGUAAA
Molecule: messenger RNA, 4547 nt
Organism: Mizuhopecten yessoensis (Yesso scallop)
Lineage: Eukaryota; Metazoa; Mollusca; Bivalvia; Pectinida; Pectinidae
Product: actin-related protein 2
Exons: 9
Coding region: 92-1282 (396 amino acids)
Biological process (GO): Arp2/3 complex-mediated actin nucleation
Cellular component (GO): actin cortical patch; Arp2/3 protein complex
Molecular function (GO): actin filament binding
Source: RefSeq, a predicted model, not a curated record